AUGGAGAUUAUCCCCACUUUUGAAGAGCAACAGGACGACCCCGCAGGACCACGAGACAGUCUGCGUGCUGCACAUUAUGCGAAAGAAUAUCAACGGCCUAUUAAACAAGAGGACCUCCAUCCCGUCUCUAGCUCCAGCAGAAACACACAAAGAAACCUUAGCGAAGCACAAGCCCUGUUGAACAAACUGACCGCCAUCAUGCCAUCAUUUGGCAUGCGCCUUGCACCUUCGAAGUGCAAAGUCCUGCUUCAGAACGUGCCAUCUGCGAACGUAUCCCUUACAGUUCAAGGAGAACCACUGGAGAUUGUGGAAAACUUUACGUACCUCGGUAGUUGUAUUAGCUCUGACGGAAGUGUGUCUGAUGAAGUCGGUGCAAGAAUCUCAAAGGCUCGAAUCACGUUUGCUAAUUUGCGUCACUUGUGGCGUCAAAAAGGCAUCUCACUGGAUCUUAAGGGUCGUGUGUACCAGGCUACAUCUUUGGAUCGGGCUUUGCCGGUAGUGGAUAGAGUGUCACACCAGCAGUUGCUACCUGCACAGUUCGUUGAAGGUGUGCAGUCUGCGCUUAGUGUCCAGUUGCGGUUGGCGAGAGCUAUUGGCCAGUUGAGUGUGGAGGUGGUGCAUCUGGCACCGGAAUUGGGUAAGGCGCCACUGGCCACGUUGUGGUCGAAGGGUAAAAGGGAGGAUUCACCAGUGGGGGACCUGCAGACCACAGUGGACCAGCUAGCCAAACAGCUUGCAGCCAUCAAGACGAAAUCGGGCAGACAGGCUUGA
Opisthorchis viverrini is the source of this 771-nucleotide messenger RNA. RefSeq lists its product as hypothetical. The transcript has 4 exons. The record is from RefSeq and is a predicted model, not a curated record. NCBI's taxonomy places the organism in Eukaryota, Metazoa, Platyhelminthes, Trematoda, Opisthorchiida, Opisthorchiidae. Bases 1 to 771 code for a protein of 256 amino acids.